AUGGUUCUCAUUGUAUGUCUUUUCGUUUCAUUUGAGGAACUGGAUGGCAGCAAAGAUGGGACGGUUGCCCUGGUUGCUGUCACUGGAGAUGCUGCGGCUCCUUGGUCCGCCCAGCAGGUGGACAUCGUGUUGGAGGACCAGAUCGUCUCAACUCACCGUUGCUGGGUGGAUGCACUGGUUAUCCUCUUCGGCCUAAUAUAUGCACUACACCUGGAGUACCCACAGAAAGUAAAGGGCUUCUUUGACUUUCUCCAAAUGAUCCCCCUCAACUUGGAUGAGGGGCGGAGGCAACUUUCCCCAAAAUUGCAGACACUGAAAAAUGAACUGGACAAUGAGUAA
Molecule: messenger RNA, 339 nt
Organism: Knipowitschia caucasica
Lineage: Eukaryota; Metazoa; Chordata; Actinopteri; Gobiiformes; Gobiidae
Source: the annotation of a GenBank genome assembly